AUGCACCGGGCAGAUCAAGUAUCAUCCUCCACCUGGGGGCUUGCGAAACAUUUUGUCAGUCCCUGCAAGUCUCGAGACAAGAGAAAAACUCAAACCUUUGUCAAUAUCCCUGGCGCAGAUGUCAAACACCGUCAGCUUGCCCUACACAUGCAAGCACUCAUCGAUCCAACCUCACCAGAUGCCACUGUUGCUGCUGUACUUGAUUCCAGCAGUUCUAAUGCUGAUGUGACCAUGGACAUAUUGAAUGAUGACAACGAAUGGGUAUAUGAAUCAGACCACAAUACACCUGAACCUCAUCUACCCUCUUUGAGUCAGUGUGACAUAUCAAUUGAACCCCAACGCCGCACCCUUCCUGACAAGGCAUCCCGCAAGCUCUAUGGAACUUGGACGGAAACUAUCCCCACCCUAAUUGGACCUCUCUUGAUGUAUCUUGCAAGAACUGUCGGACAGCCGCUUAAGAAGUUGGAUUCCAUCAUAUCUGCAUGCACCACCCAUUCAUGCACUCAAAAGCACACAAUGAUUCCAAGGAUAGCAGUGUCUCUUGAACUGCUGUCCUUUCAUCGAGCCCUAUUUGAAUGUUCAUGUGACACUGUCAAUGCACUUGCAGCUGCAUUGAAAACUCAUUAUGCUCAACGAGGGUUCCAAUUAACAGACUCACAUGGAAACAUCAUUCAGGAACCUUUCAGAAGAAGUCUUGGAAGUGCUGUUCAGUGGUAUGAUAUCCUCCAGAUUGAGAUGGAGCGGAAGAUCGAAGCAGCAAUUCUGCAAGCUCGUUAUCAAAUGCAUGCCUCUUACGAGCCCUUACUUCCCUCUCAUGAACCUUCAAUGCCCUCCCACGAGCCUUCGACACCCUCUCAUAAACCUCUGAUGACCUCUGAUGAACCUCUUACGACCUCUUGUGAACCUCUGAUGCCCUCUCGUGAACCUCAAGCUUCUACCUUGCACAAAGGGCAUUGUGCAUCAAUCCUUGUUGACCGCUGUCCGGCUUGUUUUGCAGGAAUGGCAACUUUCAUCACCAUCACCAGUGCUCAGCUGGUGACUGCCCUCGUUUCUAUGAACCGACAUACUUUCUACCAAAGAUGUAUGUUGAUCAACAUCAUACCUAAUGAGGCCAUCGACCAGUGUGAGAGUUCCUAUGAAGCUGCUGAUGGAAAAAAGCAGAAGGCUGCUAUGGAUAGUUUUGAUGACACUGGUUUGAUGGCACUCAUUUGCCAUCAUGAUAUUCCCCUAUUUUUCACAAACAUCGAUACACCUGGUGAGCAGCAGAAGUAUGCUGUUGCUUUACUUGAACAUCUGUUCUUGCUUCUCCCUACCAACACCACAGUUAUUGCUUUGUAUGAUGUCGGCUGUGUACUAUCUCGCUCACUUUCACAGUAUGAUAUUCUAGACACCUCUAUCACUUCACAACUCCGCUUUGCAACAACUGCUAUGCAUGCCUAUGGACAUGAGUGGGGAUGCCAGCUUGUCUACAAUCCUCAUAUGUGCAGAGGACUUGGUUUAUCAGAUGGAGAAGGCACUGAGUGGCUUUGGUCAUGA
Molecule: messenger RNA, 1536 nt
Organism: Suillus fuscotomentosus
Lineage: Eukaryota; Fungi; Basidiomycota; Agaricomycetes; Boletales; Suillaceae
Exons: 6
Coding region: 1-1536 (511 amino acids)
Source: RefSeq, a predicted model, not a curated record